Messenger RNA from Sclerotinia sclerotiorum 1980 UF-70, 90 nucleotides. RefSeq lists its product with no specific name. The transcript is spliced from 2 exons. The record is from RefSeq and is a predicted model, not a curated record. Bases 1 to 90 code for a protein of 29 amino acids. Lineage: Eukaryota; Fungi; Ascomycota; Leotiomycetes; Helotiales; Sclerotiniaceae.
AUGGCGAGAGCAUUCACACAAAGAGAAGAGGGUCGCCCUGAACCUUGCCUCUCGAUCGUCCUUUACGAUAUCCCACGGAUACAUUCAUAA